Messenger RNA from Microtus oregoni (creeping vole), 5162 nucleotides. RefSeq names its product sphingomyelin phosphodiesterase 3 (gene Smpd3). The record is from RefSeq and is a predicted model, not a curated record. The coding region runs from base 469 to 2433 and encodes 654 amino acids. Lineage: Eukaryota; Metazoa; Chordata; Mammalia; Rodentia; Cricetidae. Gene Ontology annotation, biological process: sphingomyelin metabolic process. Gene Ontology annotation, molecular function: sphingomyelin phosphodiesterase activity. The transcript has 9 exons. Gene Ontology annotation, cellular component: extracellular region; cytoplasm.
CGGCGGAAUGAGGCGCGGAGCUGUUCCCCGCUCCAGGUGCUGAGUCCGAGGGAGGCUCCGGAUGCCAGAGCCGUGGCCGCUGCAGCCGUCACCGCCGCGAGAGCCGCCGCUGGGAAGCCCGGGUCCUGGGGAGCUGGGAGGCGCCGCGCGCGCUUCCCCGCGCUGAGCGCCCUCCUGAGCGCCGCCUGAGGUCCUAAUUGCCUGGACGGCUCUUCUCCAGGGACGAGGACACAAGGUCCCAAAGGCCCCUGCUCAGGUUCUCAACAGGUUUUGGUGUCCGAGCAUGGCCUCUUGAGGCAAACCAUGAAUAUCUGCAGGACACUCACCGCUGACUAUCCAGAGUCACACCUUGCCAGGAGGUGACCCAUCCUCCAUCUGCCCCCAGCUUGCCCACCCCUGCCUGGGAAAGAGCUGCAGCUGCCAGGGACAUCAUGUAGUAGGGCCGGCUGCGGCGCCCAGUGAGCUGCGAUGGUUUUGUACACGACCCCCUUUCCUAAUAGCUGUCUGUCUGCCCUCCACGCUGUGUCCUGGGCCCUCAUCUUCCCAUGUUACUGGCUGGUGGACCGGCUGGUGGCCUCCUUCAUACCGACCACCUACGAGAAGCGCCAGAGGGCAGAUGACCCUUGCUGCUUGCAGCUGUUCUGCACGGUACUCUUCACGCCAGUCUACUUGGCUCUGCUGGUGGCUGCAUUGCCUUUUGCCUUUCUUGGGUUCAUCUUCUGGUCUCCACUGCAGUCUGCCCGCCGGCCCUACUCCUACUCCCGCCUAGAGGACAAGAGCCCAGCUGGUGGGGCAGCCCUGCUCAGUGAAUGGAAGGGCACGGGGGGAGGCAAAAGCUUUUGCUUUGCUUCAGCCAAUGUCUGCCUCCUCCCCGACUCGCUCGCGAGGCUCAACAAUGUUUUCAACACCCAAGCACGGGCCAAAGAGAUUGGGCAGAGAAUCCGCAAUGGGGCCGCCCGGCCUCAGAUCAAAAUCUACAUUGAUUCUCCCACCAACACUUCCAUCAGCGCAGCCAGCUUCAGCAGCCUUGUGUCUCCGCAGGGCAAUGAUGGAGCCAGAGCUGUCCCUGGUAGCAUUAAGAGGACGGCCUCUGUGGAAUAUAAGGGGGAUGGUGGGCGUCACCCCAAUGACGAGGCUGCCAAUGGCCCAGCCUCUGGGGACCCGGCUGACGGCAGCCUUGAGGACAGCUGCAUUGUGCGAAUUGGUAGCGACGGAGGCCGGCCACUGGAAGCUGACGACCCAGCUACUGGGAGCCAAGCCAGGAAUGGGGCUGGCGGGGCCCCAAAGAGCCAGACGCCCAACCACAAUCAGCGAGAUGGGGAUUCUGGGAGCCUAGGCAGCCCCUCCGCCUCCAGGGAGUCCCUGGUGAAGGCCCGGGCAGGGCAAGAUGGCGGUGGCAGCGGAGAGCCGGGAGUCAACAGCAAGCUCUUGUAUAAGACGUCAGUGGUUAAGAAGGCAGCGGCCCGCAGAAGGCGGCACCCUGAUGAAGCCUUUGACCACGAGGUCUCGGCCUUCUUCCCGGCCAAUCUGGACUUCCUGUGCCUGCAGGAGGUGUUUGACAAGCGUGCAGCUGCUAAGUUGAAAGAGCAGCUACACGGCUACUUCGAGUACAUCCUGUAUGAUGUUGGGGUCUACGGCUGCCAUGGUUGCUGCAAUUUCAAGUGUCUCAACAGUGGUCUCUUCUUUGCCAGCCGCUACCCUGUCAUGGACGUGGCCUAUCACUGUUACCCCAAUGGGUGCAGCUUCGAUGCCCUAGCCUCUAAGGGAGCUCUGUUUCUCAAGGUGCAGGUGGGAAGCACACCUCUGGACCAAAGAAUUGUUGGGUACAUUGCCUGCACGCACCUGCAUGCCCCACCAGAGGACAGUGCCGUCCGGUGUGAGCAGCUGGACCUGCUUCAGGACUGGCUGGCUGAUUUCCGAAAAUCUACCUCCUCGUCCAGCACAGCCAACCCGGAGGAGCUGGUGGUGUUUGACAUCAUCUGUGGAGACCUGAACUUUGAUAACUGCUCUUCUGAUGACAAACUGGAGCAGCAGCACUCACUGUUUACUCGCUACAAGGACCCCUGCCGCCUGGGGCCCGGGGAGGAGAAGCCCUGGGCCAUUGGUACCUUGCUGGACAUAAACGGUCUCUAUGAUGAGGAUGUGUGUACCCCUGACAAUCUUCAAAAGGUCUUGGAGAGUGAGGAAGGCCGCAGGGAGUAUCUGGCCUUCCCUACCAGCAAGAGCCCAGGGGCUGGGCAGAAGGGGCGGAAGGACCUGUUGAAGGGCAAUGGCCGACGCAUCGACUACAUGCUGCAUGCUGAGGAGGGGCUGUGCCCUGACUGGAAGGCUGAGGUAGAAGAAUUCAGUUUUAUCACCCAGCUCUCUGGCCUGACCGACCACCUCCCUGUGGCUAUGCGGCUGAUGGUGUCUGCAGGGGAAGAGGAGGCAUAGACCAGCCAUGCCACUGGCAUCUCAAGAAGUGGGGCCUCUGCCAGCCCUUCAAGCCACAGCCAUGCUUGGGUUAUGUCCCCUCCAUUGUGCACCUAGUGCUGGGGGAAGGAGGGCAGGGGACAGGGAAGAGCCCGUCAGUCCCCUGGAAGCCUGGAAGCCAGGCUGCUCUGUGCCUCUGGGCCAUCUCUAAGAACAGAGGACUCAGGCCAGUCUGGGAGCCCCUGGCUGCCCAACCAGUGCCAUUCUUUCCAAUCACAAUUUUCUACAGAUUACACAGCACAACAUAGUUUGUAACCCGAGAGUUAGUAUGAGGACCGGGUUUAUGUACUCUUUGUAUUUCUUCUCAAGCUUUGUCCAGGGUUCAUUACUUUUGUCUGCUGCCAAUGUUGUCUCGCAUGCCUGCACCCUCGCACGCACGCUGCCCGCAUGCCAUGUGCCACACUGUAGCACCCAGACCCCUUGCUCGGGCCUCACCCAAGGCCAAACUCCAAACACAAUCAGAAACAGCCAAAGAAGUACUUCCUGGGCCCAGCUGCCAGCUCUCCACCUCCAGCUUGGUGGGGAUGUGAAGGCUGUCAUUACCGGUCAGCCCAGGGUUCUUCCCAGGGUCUUGCAUUCAAGGGCGAUUACAUUUUAAAAAGAAAACAGAAAAUGUUGAAAACAAAAUCACCCUUCACUUAGGGUCUGUAAGUCACUGGGUAGAACUGUGCUCUUCCCCAGCCCACACAGCAGGGUCCAGCUGGCUCUGGCCACCCCAGCAGCUCCUGUAGGGGACUGACAUGGCUGCGGGGCCGUAACAGGAAAUCCAAGAAGAGGGCAUCACUUUUUUUACACAAAGGGAACUCAGAACAUAAAGGGGGGAGGGUUGAUUUUUGAAAACGACAGGUUUGUAGUUUCUUCUAUUCAAGCCAACAAGUCUUCUUCUACAGGCCCUUUGGGCUCAACCUCUGCCUGAGGACUUCCCUCAUCCAUGUGUGGCUGAGCUCAGGAACCACUUGCCUGCCCCCAAGUUGGGCUGCAGCUCUGGCCUCUCAGGCCCACUCUCCCUCAAUAGCUACUCUACUCAAUGCCAUGUCUAGGAGGGUACCCUGGAUGAAGUGGCAGGAAGCCAAGAUGUAGAGAAUGGCUUCUUCAUCAGUUAAGUUCGGGUGGCCAGCCACCAGCCACUGCUUAUCAAGGUAGGAGUGAUUCCAGAUGCAUCCAGAAGCCACUCUUGCCACUGUGUGAGCAGAGCCAGCCCCACGCUCAGCAUAGCAAGGCUGCUAGAAGCCCACUGUUCUCCACCUGCUCCUGCUCAGGUGCCCUAGACAGCACUGACUGCCCACCUACCUUCAGGGACCAGAGGCUGAUCCCUGGCUACAAAGGGAAGAUACCUGUCUCAGGGUCCUGAGCUCCAAUUUGAGGGACUGUUUCCGACAACCCCACUGGUCUCUUCAAAGUGCCCUAUCUUGUAUCCAGCCUGGCUCAAGGCCAAUUCUGCCUGAUGAGGAUGGAGAAAGCAUCAGGUCCCUGCUGUUGGGACCUCUACAUGCUGGUGCCCUGAAGCUGUGCCUUGUCACCCAUUAAGUAGCAAAAGGGAUCAAGACGAGGGGCAUAUAUCCAACAAGAUACCAGGCCCUGUGCUGGGGGUGAUCCUUCAGAGCACAGGCAGCUUGGCAUUAGGGCGUGUAUAGCUGGUGACAUCCAUUUGUCCAAAUCUUUGGGCCUAGGGAGCCCCACCCCAUGCUCCAGUGUCCAGGGGCAGGGCAGCCCUGCUGGGUUCUCUGCUGUGCCCCUCUUCUGCCUGGGCCUGGCCUUCCGGCAAUCUGGGAAGGCCUCCUGGAAUCAAAGGUCCCAGCCCUGGAAAGAACCAGGAUUCUGCUCGUGCUGGGCACCACGGGCGGCCCAAUCCCUACACCAAUGGCACUGUGCACAGGAAAGUAGAUGAGGCCGAGGCCAGGGUCCCUAAACCUGAGCCAGGGUAACAUGUCUGGAGUCAGAGCCACAUGCUUCUCUCCUUCCCAACUCCCAGGGCUGCCUUAGGCAAGUUGUACCGCCCUGUGCCUCCGUCAUCUUGUUACAGACAGGUUCUGGAGUCCAGAGGAGGGACAGCCUGCCUUCCAGCUCCCCCACACAUCACUCAGCACUGAGGCCAUACCAUCUGCCACACAUUUCAUUGUGGUUUGCCUAUGGACUCAGGACUUGUGUACUGCCAGGCCUUUAUAGUCCAACUUCUGGAAAAGAGGCAUUGCCAGGAUUCCAGAUUCUGUGGCAGCGAAGGCCUAGACAGGGGCAAUCACAGGGAUCACUUGACUCCCAACUGCAGCUCUGCCUGCCUGGGACCCCUCAAGGGAAGCGCUAGGUAAGUGCGUUAGCUUAGGAAAGACCAUUCAUUCACCUUUAUUUGUCCAAACCAUCUGGAGUUUUAAGUAUGAAUAUUAACCUUGAUGCUUUUUAACUAUUGUAUUAACUUGCUCAGAUUUAGAAAUACUGUUUUAAAAGAAAAAGAAGAAAACUUUUUUAAUUUCUGUAUUGUAUCCUCAUGGGACAUUAGGGGUUUUAUAUGGUAAGAUACCUAAGGUUUUGGUAAAACAUUAUCAAAUAUAUAUCCAGACGACUCUUCCCUAGAAGAAAAACAAUCUUUAUGCCUGAUUUAAAAAAAAAAAAAAAAGAGGUGGAUUUUUCCUUUAUGGUGCUGAAAGGAAGGAUGGAGAAUGAAGAGAAAAUAAAACUGUGAGGCUCAAGGCUCA